Dama dama (fallow deer) is the source of this 3553-nucleotide messenger RNA. RefSeq names its product solute carrier family 25 member 25 (gene SLC25A25). The record is from RefSeq and is a predicted model, not a curated record. Gene Ontology annotation, biological process: transmembrane transport. The coding region runs from base 200 to 1669 and encodes 489 amino acids. The transcript is spliced from 10 exons. NCBI's taxonomy places the organism in Eukaryota, Metazoa, Chordata, Mammalia, Artiodactyla, Cervidae. Gene Ontology annotation, molecular function: ATP transmembrane transporter activity; calcium ion binding. Gene Ontology annotation, cellular component: mitochondrial inner membrane.
CUCUCAGAGUGAGCUGCUUCGCAGGCCAGGCACAACAGCAGUGAGAAGGCAGGAAGCAGCCACGGCAGGCAGAGUUGCCAGCCCUCCCAGCUCCCCAGGCUAGUCAUCCAAGCAGCUGUGUAGCCAGAGACCUUCAGUGUGGUGGCCACAGCCCUCAAAAGUGAGCAGUCACUGGAGGCGACGUGGGGAGCAAGCUGGGAUGUUUCAGAUGCUGUGGCAUUUUCUGUCGAGCUUUUUCCCCAGAGCCGGGUGCCAAGGCUCCAGAGAGGGCAGCGGGAAUGAAGUCAGAGGCACCCCGGCCCCGGCUCGGAGAGACCAGAUGCCAAGCUUUUUGGGGAAGCAGGACGGAAGGACUGAGGCCACGGAAAAGAGACCCACCAUCUUGCUGGUGGUUGGACCUGCAGAGCAAUUUCCUAAGAAAAUUGUACAAGCUGGCGACAAAGACCUCGAUGGGCAGCUAGACUUCGAAGAGUUCGUCCAUUAUCUCCAAGAUCAUGAGAAGAAACUGAGGCUGGUGUUCAAGAGUUUGGACAAAAAGAAUGAUGGGCGGAUCGACGCCCAGGAGAUCAUGCAGUCCUUGCGGGACCUGGGGGUCAAGAUAUCUGAGCAGCAGGCAGAGAAAAUCCUCAAGAGCAUGGACAAAAACGGCACGAUGACCAUCGACUGGCAUGAGUGGCGAGACUAUCACCUCCUGCACCCCGUGGAGAACAUCCCUGAGAUCAUCCUCUACUGGAAGCACUCCACGAUCUUUGAUGUGGGUGAGAAUCUGACAGUCCCCGAUGAGUUCACGGUGGAGGAGAGGCAGACAGGGAUGUGGUGGAGGCACCUGGUGGCCGGCGGUGGGGCGGGAGCCGUUUCGAGAACCUGCACAGCCCCCCUGGACAGACUCAAGGUGCUCAUGCAGGUCCACGCCUCCCGCAGCAACAACAUGUGCAUCGUGGGUGGGUUCACCCAGAUGAUUCGAGAAGGAGGAGCCAGAUCACUAUGGCGGGGCAACGGCAUCAAUGUCCUCAAAAUCGCCCCCGAGUCGGCCAUCAAAUUCAUGGCCUACGAGCAGAUCAAACGUCUCAUUGGGAGUGACCAGGAGACGCUGAGGAUUCACGAGAGGCUUGUGGCAGGGUCCUUGGCAGGGGCCAUCGCCCAGAGCAGCAUCUACCCGAUGGAGGUCCUGAAGACCCGGAUGGCCCUGCGCAAGACAGGCCAGUACUCAGGCAUGCUGGACUGUGCCAGGAAGAUCCUGGCCCGAGAGGGCAUGGCUGCCUUCUACAAAGGCUACGUCCCCAACAUGCUGGGCAUCAUCCCCUACGCUGGCAUAGACCUGGCUGUCUAUGAGACGCUCAAGAAUGCCUGGCUGCAGCGCUAUGCAGUGAACAGUGCAGACCCUGGAGUGUUUGUGCUCCUGGCCUGUGGCACCAUGUCCAGCACCUGUGGCCAGCUGGCCAGCUACCCACUGGCCCUGGUCAGGACCCGGAUGCAGGCCCAAGCCUCCAUGGAGGGUGCUCCGGAGGUGACCAUGAGCAGCCUCUUCAAACAGAUUCUGCGGACCGAGGGGGCCUUUGGCCUGUACCGGGGGCUGGCCCCCAACUUCAUGAAGGUGAUCCCAGCCGUGAGCAUCAGCUAUGUGGUGUACGAGAACCUGAAGAUCACCCUGGGCGUGCAGUCGCGGUGACGGGCGAGGGGGCCAGCCGCCUGCGUGGACUCGCUGAUCCUGGGCUCCCAGCCCUGGGAUGUGUAGCCAUCUCAUUCUGUGAAUGUACCAACACUACGCUGACUGAAGCCAAGCUGUGAAAACCCUGGGGUGUGCCUGCAAAUGGGGGGGACAGAGCUGGCAGGCCCACCGGGUGCGUCCCGCUGACCCCGGCUGACCCGCAUGUCCAUUCCAGGGAGGACCUGUGAGUGUUCCUCAGGGCCCAGGGCUCAGCAGGACAUGGGCUCGAGCGCAUGGGGGUGAGCGCUGCCCAGGGGCGCCUGCCGAAGAGCAGGGCUGGGAGGCCGGCUUCAUCCUCCCGUCGCAUCCUCGCAGCCGGACCAUUGGCGCCGGCCGUCUUCUGGCCUGCUGAGCGUCUUCCCCGGGGGGCCCCCCUCACUUCCUUCCUCGCUGCUGUUUUCAAUGGUAGGAGGAGGCCCCCGGCCCUCUCCCCACGCUGCUCCUCUCCCCUCAGUCCGUGGGGAAGGAUAGUUGUACCUGAAACCUAAGCCCGGCUUCCCGACCGGCCACCCUGCCGCUGGCUGGCUGGUGCAGGGAAGAGGGAGGAGUCUGGCUCCCGAGCUGCCCAGCAGGCGGGCACCUGGAUGCACGUGUGCAUGACAGGGGGCCAGGCUGCCUGGCAUCCUGGCGCAUGGCUUCACAGGUCCUGGAACCCAGAGGGCCUCUGUUCCCUGCCGCUGGCGGGGGCUCAUGAGGCUCUGAGCUGGGCCCAGACUCUGUCAGGACUGGCACCAGCUCAGAACCAAGUCCCUCUGCCCCGCUGGCAUGAGGGCAGCGGGCAUCGUGUCAAAGCGGGAAGGGCCAUGUCUGCCCCGCGUCUGCACGCCCUGGCGAGAGAAGGAAAAGGUGUUCAAGGCCUUAAUAAUUACGUAUUGUUGGAAGAAGGGUUUUGUUCAGAAAGAAGCUGAACAAACGUGCAGGUUCUAGUCUUCCAGAAGGAAGACCAAGCCGAUGGCUUGGCUGACCGCAUUAAAGUCUGUUUCUGACGCCCCUGGGGACUCGCAUCCGAUCCCCCCGGGGGCCAAAUGGGACCACUUCACAUUCCGCAGAUGCAAUGUGUCACACUGCUUGGAGCCUAUUUAUUUUGUAUUUAUUUGAACAGAGUUACGUCCUAACUAUUUUUAUAGAUUUGUUUAAUUAAUAGCCUGUCAUUUUCAAGUUCAUUUUUUAUUCAUAUUUAUGUUCCUGGUGGAGUGUACCUUCCCAGCCCCUGUGAGGUGGGGUGGGGAGAGGAAGCAGGGGGCCGUGGGCGUGACCCUUGUGCCUGUCCAAAGAAAUUCCUCUCAGAACUGGUGACAGAAGAAAGGCAAAGAAGGCAGAAAGGCCCUGACCAGAGAGAGACGGGCCGUUGGCAGGUCAGGAGGCGGGGGCGGGGGGCAGCACCUAGGAAGCCUUAGGAGCUGAGGGUUUGAUCAAAGGGCGGGAAGAGGGAGGGAAACUCCCACCCCGUGAAGAUGAAGUCCAAAUCAUUUCUCGGACUGGGGAGGGAUUUCUUUAUUCCCCGCUUUUUGAAGGAUAGGGCAAUGAGGUACCUAUCACUGUGAGUUUGGGGGUGAGGGCCAGAGCAGAAGGCCACCAGCUCCCCCCGCCACCCCGUGUGCAGCGGGCUCCCUCUGUCCCGGCCACCACCCCCCACCUGCUGCCCCGCUCACUUAUGCUGGUCACCGUGCACGUGCACGGUCACACUUCUAUUCACCAGAAUGGCCUGAUGAGGACAAUUCAAACAGGAUGCAAAGAUCAAUGCAAAAAUUACUGUUAUAUACAAAUAGAGUUGUAACUGGAAUUGGUGACAAAGCAAAUUAAGAAAGAAUUGUCAUUUAAAACAGCCUUCUAAUAAAGUUUCAG